Salvia miltiorrhiza (redroot sage) is the source of this 2199-nucleotide messenger RNA. RefSeq lists its product as uncharacterized. The transcript has 6 exons. NCBI's taxonomy places the organism in Eukaryota, Viridiplantae, Streptophyta, Magnoliopsida, Lamiales, Lamiaceae. The record is from RefSeq and is a predicted model, not a curated record. Gene Ontology annotation, molecular function: nucleic acid binding; RNA-DNA hybrid ribonuclease activity. Bases 1 to 2199 code for a protein of 732 amino acids.
AUGGGAGCGUUCCAUGCUCAGGCUUCAAAAAGAAAGAAAAGGGAUGAGAUUAAGAAAUUGCGGAAUGAGCGUGAGGAGUUGUGUGAGAAGGAAGGAGGGGAUAUUGAUUUUGUGUGCAGCAAGAUUGAGGAGCGUGUAUCGCAGGAUGAUUUUGAGUUACUUACAGCACCGUAUGAAGCCGAGGAGAAUGAAACGAUUAUUGCUUUGAUUCCAAAAGUGGAUCGACCAAAGCGUGUGGCAGAGUUCCGGCCUAUAAGUAUGUGCAAUAUUACGUAUAAGAUCGUAUCUAAAGUGAUUGUUAACAGGCUGAGGCGAGUGUUGGAUGGUUUAAUCGAUCAGGCCCAGAGUGCUUUCAUUAAAGGACGACAGAUAACUGAUAACAUCCUUAUCAGCUUUGAAUGUCAGCAUUGGCUACGGGCAAGGAAGAAGGGUUUCUCUACUUUAAAACUGGACAUCAUGAGUAAGGCAUCGGUCUUCUAUUCGUUCCUCUUAAAUAAGCGAGUUUCUGGCGAGGUGAAACCAACUAGAGGGCUACGGCAAGGCGAUCCUUUGUCGUCUUUUCUUUUUGUCAUCUGCGCCCAAGGCUUUUCCUCCUUAUUUAGGUUCUUUGAGAUGAGAGGAGAAAUUCAUGAUGUGCCUAUGAUCCCAAAGCAGCCCAGUAUUACUCAUCUCUUUUUUGCAGAUGAUAGCUUAAUUUUCUUUAAAGCUGACGUCGAAGAAGCGGUAGUUGUAAAAGAAAUCACUCAACGGUAUGAAAGUGCAUCGAGCCAGAUGAUCAACUUUGAUAAAUCAUCGAUUACGUUCAGUCCGAAUACUACAAGGCAGCGAGAGCACGAGAUCAAACACAUUUUGAAUAUUAAAGGAGGUGAUGGUUUACAACGAUACUUGGGAUUGCCGGCGUUCUCUAUGAGAAAGAAAAGAAUCCAGUUCGGUUAUUUAGUGGAGAAAAUUCAAAAAAAGCUACUCAGCUGGAACCAGAGGGAGUUUUCUGGGGGAGGUAAGGAAGUACUUAUCAAGGCUGUUAUUCAAGCCAUCCCUACUUACGCCCUGCAAUGCUUUCGGCUGCCGGACUCGAUUUGUAAUGAUAUUGAUAGAAUAACGGCAGCGUUUUGGUGGGGGCCCUGGGGGGACAAGGAGGAUAAAAGAUGUUUACAUUGGAAGAAGUGGGGAGCUAUGUGUAAGCCCAAAGAAUGGGGUGGUCUUGGGUUUCGAGAUUUAAAGGGUUUCAACCAAGCACUUGUUGCUAAGCAAGCUUGGAGGCUUAUGACUAAUCCGGAAACCUUGGUAGCCAGAGUUUUCAGGGCCCGUUAUUUUUGUCAGGGAGAUUUCAUGCAUGCUCGUCUCUCUGGCAAUGUAUCAUUCAUUUGGCGGUCUUUGUUGUGGAGUAGGCCUUUGAUUGAAAAAGGAAUGGUGUGGCAGAUUGGUGAUGGCAGUAGGGUGAGGAUUUUUCAAGACUCUUGGGUCCAAGAUUUAGACUCUGGACAUGUUAUGGGGAAGGCAGAUUACGGCAAUUCGGAGAGGCGUGUGAUGGAGUUGAUUGAUGAGAAUAAUAACUGGAAUGAAGAGGUGUUGAACGAGUUGUUCUGGCCUCAUGAGAAAGAGGCGAUUUUGAGAACUCCUAUUUGUGAGAAAGCUGACGAAUAUGCGUUGUGGUGUAUGAUUUUACACCGCAUCUGGUGCUUUGUCUGUGAGCUCACACAUGGGAAGAGAGAGGAUGUGCAGGCUCCUUCGGUGGCAGACUGUCAAGCGGCUCUUGAAGCUCUUCAGGCUGCGAAGACCACCUUUUUGGUGGAGAACCUUAUGGGUAUGCAGCUAGGUAAGAAACGCUGGUACCCGCCAAGAUGUGGAAGAUAUCGCUGUGAUGUGGAUGCGCUCUUUGAUUCUCAAGCGAGUGUGUUUGGAGUUGGUGUGGUGGUUAGAAAUUCGCAAGGGGAGGUCGUGUUUGCGGCGGCGAAGAAGACAAAGCCGAGCUCGACUCCUUUGCUCAUGGAGAUCAUGGCGGUUGUUGCUGGAAUUAUGUGGUGCAUAGAGUAUGAUUUUACACCGAUAGAGAUCUUUACGGACUCCAUGUUAGCUGCACGCGUGAUGGCUUGUCCGGAAGAGGAAGAGAGGCGAAUAGGGCGACGCAUAGCUUGGCGCAAUUUGCGUGUUCUUGUCAGCAACCAGUGUGUUGGUUUGUUGGUUUCCCUCGCUGGUUAA